UCAGCUAUGCAACACAAGUCUUAGUUCUAUCCUUCACUUCUCUUCUCUAAGUAUAGUAAUUUGUUCCAAAUCAAAAUGAAAAGCUUGGGGAAGUUGAGCCAAUGGUCCUUUCUAACAGCUGCUUUGGCAAUUUGCUUAGUGGUCAGCACUGUUGUUGCUGAUUACUCUUAUGAGUAUACUUCUCCCUCACCUUCUCAUGACUCUAACAAGUACUACAAAUCACCAUCUCCAUCCAAGUAUCAUGUACCCACUCCUUACUACAAGAAACCUUCUCCAUCAUACUACUACUACAAAUCACCAGCACCUUCAAAGCAUGCCUAUUACAAGUCUCCAUCACCAGUAAAAUAUUACAAAUCUCACUCACCAACAAAAUAUUACAAGUCGCCCAUUGUGACGAAGUAUUAUAAGCCACAUUCUCCUUCAAAACAUUACUAUAAAGCGCAUGUUCCUUCAAAGCAUUACUACAAAUCUCCAUCUUCUUCAAAAUACUACUAUAAGUCACCAGUUGCAACGAAGUAUUACAAGUCACCUACUCCCUCAAAGCAUUAUUACAAGUCACCUAGUCCUUCAAAGUAUUACUACAAGUCCCCAUCACCCGCAAAGUACUACAAGUCGCCUACUCCGUCAACACACUAUUACUACAAGUCACCAACCCCAACAAAAUAUUACAAAACACAUGUUCCAUCUAAUUACUACAAGUCUCCUUCACCAACAAAAUACUACAAGUCACCAGUUUACUACAAGUCUCCACCACCACCACCAACUUAUUACAAGAAA
This is a messenger RNA of Capsicum annuum, 777 nucleotides long. Its product is annotated as extensin-3-like. The transcript has a single exon. NCBI's taxonomy places the organism in Eukaryota, Viridiplantae, Streptophyta, Magnoliopsida, Solanales, Solanaceae. The annotation marks the transcript as partial. The record is from RefSeq and is a predicted model, not a curated record.